Molecule: messenger RNA, 1103 nt
Organism: Equus caballus (horse)
Lineage: Eukaryota; Metazoa; Chordata; Mammalia; Perissodactyla; Equidae
Gene: GPX7
Product: glutathione peroxidase 7
Biological process (GO): response to oxidative stress
Molecular function (GO): glutathione peroxidase activity
Source: RefSeq, a predicted model, not a curated record
GUCCCCCCGCCCCGUCUUUGCCCUCGCGACGCCGCCACCCCGGGAGCGAGUCAUGGUGGCUGCACUGGUGGCGGCGUGGCUGCUCCUGGCGGUCGCGGCCGGCGCGCAGCGGGAGCAGGACUUCUACGAUUUCAAGGCGGUCAACAUCCGGGGCAAGCUGGUGUCGCUGGAGAAGUACCGCGGGUCGGUCUCCCUGGUGGUGAACGUGGCUAGCGAGUGCGGCUUCACAGACCAGCACUACCGAGCCCUGCAGCAGCUGCAACGGGACCUGGGGCCCCACCACUUCAACGUGCUUGCCUUCCCCUGCAACCAGUUUGGCCAGCAGGAGCCUGACAGCAACAAGGAGAUCGAGAGCUUUGCCCGCCGCACCUAUAGCGUCUCUUUCCCCAUGUUUAGCAAGAUCGCAGUCGUCGGCACUGGAGCCCACCCUGCCUUCAAGUACCUGACCCAGACUUCUGGGAAGGAGCCCACCUGGAACUUCUGGAAGUACCUAGUGGCCCCAGAUGGGAAGGUUGUAGGGGCUUGGGAUCCAACCGUGUCGGUGGAGGAGAUCAGACCCCAUAUCACAGAACUUGUGAGGAAGCUCAUCCUGAAGAAGCGAGAAGACUUGUAACCACGUUCCCUCUUCUCCCACUGUCCCCUUACCCCCAUCUUGCAUGGGUGACCAAAGCAAACUCAAAUGGUGCUUCAAAGGGAGAGUCCAUUGACUCCUUCCUCCAUUCUUAUCCCACCUACCCCACCACUCCUGUGAGGGAAAAAUUCUAGUAUUUUGAUGAUUUGAAUCUUAGAGCAACCAAUAGGAGCCCCUGGCCACUGAGAGCUCUUGACUCGUGAAUCACCAGCCAAUAGGAACCUCUAGCCCAUGAAAACAUGUGGCAAAUAGAAGUGUAUCAAGCAAUAAUCUACUACCUGUUAAGAACUCUGUAAAAUGGGGCCAAUUCCUACCUCACAGGGCUGCUGUGAGGAUUAGGACGAAAGACUUAUGAAUAUGUCUGGGGCAGUGCCAGCUCAAUAGGAGACAUUCAAUAAAUGUUUUUUUUGCAUAUAAAACAAAAAAUAACUUGUGAUCAAUAAAAACUUGCACCCACAUAAUUUCCAACCAA